Molecule: messenger RNA, 8513 nt
Organism: Anneissia japonica
Lineage: Eukaryota; Metazoa; Echinodermata; Crinoidea; Comatulida; Comatulidae
Exons: 2
Coding region: 3026-3952 (308 amino acids)
Source: RefSeq, a predicted model, not a curated record
GUAAAGUUUAGUAUUCCCUCGAGAGUUCGCAGUUGGGGAAGAAAAGUGCGUAAGAAGGUACGUAUAUGUCUCUAUUAAUCCUCUUAAUAAGCGAAAGUACUGAAUUUUGUUGUUUAUCCUCCUCGCCUCCAAGGAGCCUAGCGAUCUGGCCUAGGCUGCAUAUGAGUUCUGAUUCUAGGCCUCUAACCUAGUCAUUUAAAGUCAGGGCCUUCAUGAAUUUGCCUAGGCCUAUACCCACGUGCACGGCCAUACUCUUGACUCGUUUAUAUAGGCCUUCUAGGUCUCAGAUGGGGACGUAAUGAUGAAACUGUUCAAUAAUCAGAUCACAGUGUUGUUUGCGCCAAAGUAGUUUUUCGAGGCAUAAAGCAAUAUAUUUUAAGAACUACUACUAGCUAGGCCUAGCCUAGGUACUGUAGGACGUCUCUAACGGCUAGGUAAUUAGAUCUAAGCUUGUAUAGGCAAGGCCUAAGCCUACCUCAUAUUAUCACAUAGGCCCUAGGCCUAGGAGGGAACAUUCUUAUUGAUAUAUAAUGAGGAAUUUAGUAUUCUUCUGUCUGAUUUAAAAAAAAUUGUAAUACUGGCAUGGUAGAUGCAUCCUGACAAUGAUGUUUUUUCAGUUUCGAAAACAGUGUUACUCGCUCUCGAUCGUAUUUUCCCAAACUCGCUAGGCCUAGCCUGGGCCUAGAUUAUAACUAGAAUCCAUAAAAACAGACGUGGUAUCCCUUUAGUCAGGACAUACAACCAGCUCAUUGUGUAGAAAUAUACUACUGUAUAGAAAAACAGAUCUGAUGAGGAUAUAAUAAUGCCUUCAUUUUAUCUAAAAAAAUGUGUUAAAAAAACACCAUAGCACUGAAACUGCACUGAUUUGUGUAAGGGCACAUAUAAAAAAUUAUUAGAUUAUCAUUCUUUUUGUAACAAAAAUUGAUGAGGAAGGGGAGUUUUUUUUAUUUUUUUUUAAUCGGAACAAUAGAUUAAUUCGCUUUUGUUUUCAUUGAUGAGGGAGGGUCUGUUCAUAUUUGGUCUGUAAUAGUAAUUAUUGUGCAAAAAUUGGUUUAAUUUUAUAGUUUUUUAAAACCCAUUCAGUCCCAAAAGUGCUUUAGGCGCUUUCUAAUUAUCAUCAUCAAUUAAUUAAUUAAAUGUAUUACAUGUCAUAUAAAUGUCAAUAAAAUUUAUCGUCCUGUGUAUUUUUGACACCUUUUUAAAAAGAAAUAAAUCACUGCGGGACAAAAAACUAAAUUGAGGCAAUUAAAGUCAAAAGGCUCAAAAGAUACUGUAGGACUAUCAUUUAGAUUUUUUGGCAUGCUCUGUCCCAUUUUUAAUUAAUUUGUGACCUUAGGUCACAGUGGAACUAUAGGGAUAAUACAGCAGAUGUGAAAUGUGUGUGUGAGAUGUAUGUGCAGAACAUGUUUUUAAACAAAUGGGCUCAUAAACGUCACCUCGCGGAGGGUACUGUAUAAAGUGUUUGAUUUUAGAAUUUAGAAAUUCAGAAUUUUACGAAAGGGAAGCAAACUUGCAUCUCUCAUUCAAAUUUGCCACAACUUCUUGUGUAGUCAAAAUGUGAUCCGAACACAGGUUUUAACAUAAUAUUCAUAGAUGUACAGUAUAUGUCACUCAUUACAGAUAACUAUGGAAACUGACAGCGAUACUGAUACUCUCAUUAUAUCUGAUAUUGAACAAGCAUGUCUGUGAAUUUUGCCGAACAUAAAAAAGGAGACAAAGGAAAAACUUUUGAUGAAACUAGAUGAGCUCGGUGUAAUAUAUGAGCAGGAUCUUUCGCUAGUCCCAGAGAAUAACAUUCAAGACAUUCUAAAGCCCAUAGAUUUGCGGAAGUGGCAUAGAUUUUUUGAAAUGUAAGAUAUAUUGUAGAUGUAUGGAUAAGGCGUGUUUAUUCUGAUUAUGCGUAUGCUCAGAAUCUAUGAUGAGGUUGACUUGUUUUAAAAAAUAAAUUCGGGGCACUUGUAAUUACAAAGUGCUUCCUAUUUACGAAACAUUUUCAUGCACAUUGUACAGAUUGCAAUUGAUGUCUGUGAUCAAAAGUUGCGAACUGAUAAAAAAAAAAUGUCACUCGCAUUUAUAACUGACGUUGUUCAGACAAUAUACUGUAUUAUUCAACUAUAAUGUCUAAUCAUUAAAAUUAUUAUCAACCUCUAACCUUUGGAAGAAACUAUUUAAAAAAAUUAAUGCUUUUUAAAAGUUUUGAUGCUAUUUUAACAAUUAUAUCUUAUGUAAUUACAUGACACAUAAAUGUGUUGAUUUAGUAACAAGAUACAUAUACACAAAUUAUGUGCCCCAAAACUAAAAUUAACUGUUUACAUUUUGUGCAGGUUUAAAUUGUUAGACUUAUAAUUAUAGUUUGUUGCAAUUCAUCAGAUUUAGUCCUGAAUGUUCUUUCAAUCAACCACUUAAUUAGGGUAUUAAUAAAAACAUGAUGAGAUGUUAUAAAAUGUUAUUACAGCCCGAGAGGAUACCUCCUCCAUCUAUCUAUCUCCUGUAACAUUUGGACGAAGUACUCCAGGAACUUCAUCAAGUCCCAUUUCAAGUCUGGAAGAUUCAUCCAGUUUUGGUGGAAAUUCAAGUCAUGAAGAGUCAUCUUUGCCAUCACUUCCAGGUACACAACAGUUCUAAGUAAAUGUCCUCAUUUGAAAUUGAAUUUGUUUUAAAUUAUCAAGUAUUUUUGUCUCAGUCAUAACAUGGCCACUUUCUGAGCCCAGCAUGCCAAACCUGGCUCAAAAAGCCCUUAAAUGACUUGUUAGAAAGGUACAUGGCCUUUAAUAGGAUAUGACUAGGAUUAUAUCUUUCAGAUUUGUUACCUGGGGGAAAUGUGGGACAAUAACUUGAUUGUACAUUUAGAGGGUCGUGCUUCCAAAUUGAUUUUUAGUGGCCAUGUGUAACUUUGCAUGAUUGCAACUGUAGGAUGAGAGUUUACCAGCAUGGUGUUUGUGUGAAAUGUUAUGUGGUGUAGUGUAGUAAUAAUUGUUGUUUUUAUGCGGGGGAUUUUAAUAUAGACCUAAACUAUUUUAUAUUGAUGUUUAUAGACCAAGGCAGGCUGUCACUUGGAAGCAAAGGCAUUUCAAUGGAUGACAGUGGAGGCAAUCUUGGCGAUGUGAACUGGAACAAAGUACCAAACAGAGUCAAAAAGUAUCUGCAGAAAGGUACACGACUUCCUCCAUCAGAAAGAAAAGAGCUAGUAAGAUUUAUAGUUGAUGAAUGUAUUUAUGACAAUAAACCUUACCCACGCACUUCUCAACUAAGAAUAGUGGCAGCAAAAGCUGUUAGCAAAUAUCCGAAAUCUUUGUUGGAUGUGUGCGACGGAGACACAGUAGGAACCGGUUAUGACAGUUUGUUAAACCAGUUAGUCAAUCGUGUUGACAAUAUUAGCAGACCUAAGUCGCAGGUAUCAUUGAAAGUGCAUGUGCAGCUGAAGGAUGGUAAGCAAUUUAAACGUAAACUAAUGGAUAGUUACGGAUGCGCAAGAUGGCAACCAGAUGGUUUGCCAGAAGGACAAACAGAAGCCACUCAAAAGGAUAUUAUGGAAAAGUUACAGGAUAAGUUCACGAAAAAUGAGAAUGGAGAUGACGUGGAAACUGACAUGAUGUUGACCUAUGCAACCCAACGCAGACAUAUUAACAGCAGAGACCAUCUCUUGAGUGACACAUUAGUGAAAUGGCCCUACCUAUUCCAAGAGCAGUUUCUAAUUCUCCACUGCAACUACCUGCUGGACUUCAAUAUUAUGGAAAAAAUGAAGAUGGCCUAUGCAAAUAAAGUCCCCAAACUACUUAGAUAUUUUGAAGACCAACCCAAAGAAGUAGUUAAAGAGAUAGAGUUAGCAAAGAAAAAGAGAGAAGACAACACACCAGAAAUUAUAGGUCUUCUGACUUGUUUAGGUGCCUACUUUGAAGAGGAAAUUGAACAAGUGAUACUGACCAUGCCCACUGAUCAGGAGAGCCUCUGACAGCUUGCGUCUUCUCUCUGUCAAUUGAAAAACAGGUCACCACCAAAGUUCAUAAUCCUUUGGCAGCUGUAUGUAUUUUGUUUGGCGCAUACUAUGUUUUCAAUCUGAAUUAUCUGUUAGCUAGCCACACAGUAUUGGAAUUCAUACAGAGGUUAGAAAUUUAUUGUUCUCUUUACAAUUUCCAUUUUUUGGGUUUUUAAUUUUUUUUUUUUUUUUUUUUUUUCAAAUUUCUUUAAAAUAUUUGCGAACUUACAGUAAUUUUUUAGAAGCUUAACAAAUUAAAAAAUUUCCGAAAGAUACAAAUUGUUUCUCCAAAAAUAAAUAAAAUCAGGAAAAUUUAUUGCUCGAAGUACAUGCAGGUCUCCCUCCAAUUAAAUAUCACUUCUGGGACUGGGGUUUCCAUCGUCUUUAGCAGUUUUGGCGCCAGGACUUGCCCGAUGGAGGGGCUAAAGGCCCUGACGGGGGAGGGGGGGUGGCUAGUGGAGUGAAUUGAGUCUCACUUGAGUGGGGGGCCAGGGGGCCGCCUAGGGCCCCCGGCCCUAGGCGGCCAAGAGUUCAAGAGUUUGAACCUUAUUCUUCCAAAUAUAUUCUAACAUACUUUUAAUUGGUUAAAACUGUUUAUCUUCGCAGAGUUAUGCUUGGGAUCAACCCCGAGAAAGGAUCCAAGAAGUCCAGGACAGCUAGAGGCAAAAAACCAGCAAUAAGUCCAAAGAUCUUACAGCUUACCAACGCAUGAGUGAGUUUUGGAUCACUAAAUAUUGUAAAAGAAGCAAGAUUAUAUACUCCAUCUGUCUUUGCUGCCAGCCAUUACAACCUUUAGAUGGAAGGUUAGUUGUCACCAUUGACAAAAAAUUGAUAAUUAUAUGAUUUGUUUGUAGCUCUCAAUCAGCAAUAUAAUAGUGUGUUGCAGUUCUUUUUUUAAACUUGUUUAAACUAUGAUUCAAAAAGGUGAUAAUUUGAUAAUUAGCAAUUGCUGGUUUGAAUUAUGAGGAAUCACGGACAUGGUUUUGAUAGUUAAGUUACCCGUUUAGGGUGUGAUAUGCAGGAAGCCUAAUGUGUGUCAAAUUUGAUCUGCAGGGUGCACUCGCGUGCUAAAAUUAUCCUUGUGAGUAUGGUUUUCACAUCUAUUGAAUAUUCAUGGUUGUCAUAGCAGCAUCUCAGACAGUAUAAUAAAGUGAUAGUAAACAGCCUGCUGUUGACAUAAAAUUGAUAAUUACAGUGUACAGGUAUUUAAAGUCAGGCUCUGGAGGAAAAACAUUUUUUGUUUUGUUGUAGAACUGAUUUUUCUAAGACAGAAAAAUGUAGUUUGAUCAAAAGCUGAGCAACGGUGAAUGAAAUGCAGAUUUUUGAAUAUUUCAAAACUGGGCGAAAAAGAUGUGUAAAAUGGGCGGUUAUGCCCCUUUUUCCCCCAGUUUUUAAAUAUUAAAAAAUCUGUAUAUCAUUCACCUUUGCUCAGUUUUUGAUCAAACUACUUUUUUCUGUCUUAGAAAAAUCAAUUCUACAACAUAUCAAACAUUUUUUUUUUCUUCGGAGCCUGACUUUAAGCUAAAUACAUGUAUUGGUAUUCCAUAAGUAGCAUUGAAAGGUCUAAAGCUUUAGCUUUAAUUACCAUGUUUGUUUAACAGUAGGCUAGCAAAUUUUCUGUACUAUUACUGAUUGAAACUUGUGUUUUUGCUAUGUUUACCAGUAGGCCAGCUAAUUUACUAUUACAGAUUAAAAAUUGUUAGAACUAUGAUAAAAAAUAGAAAAAGUUGAUAAUCAGCAAUUACAGUAUUUGAAUUAAAGGAAUCACAGAUGUGGUUUUGAUAGUAAAGUGAUCCGGUAUUUGCAAAUGAUAUUUAACAAGCAAGUAGAGUGAUUAAAUGAUAAUUACAGUGAUAUAAGCAGGUUAAAUAAUACUCAAAUUUACUGUACUAUUUCUGAUUGAAACUUGUGUUUUUGCUAUGUUUACCAAUAGGCCAGCUAAUUUACUAUUACAGAUUAAAAAUUGUUAGAACUAUGAUAAAAAAUGGGAAAACUUGAUAAUCAGCAAUUACAGUACAGUAUUUGAAUUAUAGGAAUCACAGAUGUGGUUUUGAUAGUAAAGUGAUCCGGUAUUUGCAAAUGAUAUUUAACAAGCAAGUAAAGUGAUUAAAUGAUAAUUACAGUGAUAUAAGCAGGUUAAAUAAUACUCAAAUUUACUGUACUAUUUCUGAUUGAAACUUGUGUUUUUGCUAUGUUUACCAAUAGGCCAGCUAAUUUAUUAUUACAGAUUAAAAAUUGUUAAAACUAUGAUAAAAAAAAGGGUAUAAAAACUUGAUAAUUAGCAAUUACAGUAUUUGAAUUAAAGGAAUCACAGACGUGGUUUUGAUAGUAAAGUGAUCCGGUUUUGCAAAUGAUAGUUAACAAGCAAGUAGAGUGAUUAAAUGAUAAUUACAGUGUUAUAAAGCAGGUUAAAUAAUACUCAAAUUUACUGUACUAUUUCUGAUUGAAACUUGUGUUUUUGCUAUGUUUACCAAUAGGCCAGCUAAUUUAUUAUUACAGAUUAAAAAUUGUUAAAACUAUGAUAAAAAAAAAAGGGUAUAAAAACUUGAUAAUUAGCAAUUACAGUAUUUGAAUUAAAGGAAUCACAGACGUGGUUUUGAUAGUAAAGUGAUCCGGUUUUGCAAAUGAUAGUUAACAAGCAAGUAGAGUGAUUAAAUGAUAAUUACAGUGUUAUAAGCAGGUUAAAUAAUACUCAAAUUUACUGUACUAUUUCUGAUUGAAACUUGUGUUUUUGCUAUGUUUACCAAUAGGCCAGCUAAUUUAUUAUUACAGAUUAAAAAUUGUUAAAACUAUGAUAAAAAAAAAGGGUAUAAAAACUUGAUAAUUAGCAAUUACAGUAUUUGAAUUAAAGGAAUCACAGACGUGGUUUUGAUAGUAAAGUGAUCCGGUUUUGCAAAUGAUAGUUAACAAGCAAGUAGAGUGUUUAAAUGAUAAUUACAGUGUUAUAAGCAGGUUAAAUAAUUCAAAAAAUUUAAAUACUCAGUAUUUAUUGUAUGCAAAUUUUAUAGUUUUGUAAAGAGUUAUAUAUGUUGAAUAAGAUUUACAGAUUUGGUUUUACUGUAUCUUAAAUUCGACAAUCGUCGACAGUAAUUCACCAUAUUUUUACAGAAAUUCAUUAUUAACGAUACCUGUGAUUCUACAUGUUAACAGUUGACCGACAUUCUGAUUGACAGUAUUUUUACGGUUUUCAGAAAUUAUUAAUAACGUCGCCUGUGAUUCUACAUUACGAUUAACAGUAAUUUGACAGUAUUUUUUACAGGAAUUUAACUACUAACGUCAUCUGUGAUCCUACCGGCAUUCAGAUUGACAGUAAUUUCCCGUUUUUUUACGGAAUUUCAUUGUUAACGGUACCUGUGAUUUUACAUAACGUUUGACAGCGGCACUCAUAUUGACAGUAAUUUGACGGUAUUUUUACAUUUGACGGUAUGUUUACAUGGAAUUUUUCUAACAACGUUACCUGUGAUUCUACGUUACAGUUGACGACCGGCAUUCAGAUUGACAGUAAUUUACUGUAUUUUUACAUAAAUUUACUUUUAACGGUAAAUGUGAUUCUACAUUACGGUUGACUACCGGUAUUUAAAUCAACAGUAAUUUACCGUAGUUCUACAUAAAUUUACUUUUAACGGUAAAUGUGAUUUUACAUUACGGUAGACGACUGGCGUCCUGGUUGCCAGUAUUUUGAUGGUAUUUUUACAGGAAUUUAUUAUUUACGGUAAAUGUAAUUAUACAUUACGGUAGACGACUGGCGUCCUGGUUGCCAGUAUUUUGACGGUAUUUUUACAGGAAUUUAUUACUUACGGUAAAUGUAAUUAUACAUUACGGUAGACGACUGGCGUCCUGGUUGCCAGUAUUUUGACGGUAUUUCUACAGGAAUUUAUUAUUUACGGUAAAUGUAAUUAUACAUUACGGUAGACAACUGGCGUCCUGGUUGCCAAUAUUUUGACGGUAUUUUUACAGGAAAAUUUCUAACAGUGCACUUACACAGGAAGGCGGACGGAGUGGCUCGUUCGAUACGAACGAGCCAACGAAUGGUGCGAUCUGCACGUGUUCCGAUUCAAAUUCCGAUUCUUGCCUGAGAUUGCGGAGAGAACGAAAGCACAACUUUAUGUGAAUAAACUGAACAGAGGAGUCGAAAAUUUAUCGACAAAAAAAGCCAAAAAGGAAAAAGAUCAGGACAAGAAAGUUAUGGAAGAAAGCACAAAAACAACGAUCGACAUGCUGCACGCGAAAAAGAACAACAGUAUACACCGUUAUCUUAAAGACGAUGGACUUGACGUUGGGGGGAGGGGAGGGGAAAACAAAAGACGACAGCAAUCGUCCAACGAAGAGAUCGCAAACCGGAACGACGAAUUUUUUUUUUUCAAAGGGAGGCAACGUGUUCGAAUUCCGACUUUGGUUUCGAACGUGGAGAAAAGAAUACAGACUGGGAAAGACCGACGCUCGACGACAAAUGGAAACUCUACAGAAGAUAGAGUCCAAUAGUAUUAUACCGCUGUAUAAAAAAAAACAGUGGAUUGUGACAGGUGAAAAAACGACA